UGUAAAGCUUCUGCUUGAACAGGUUUUAUGGCACACCUGCUCUCAUUGCAUUGGGCAAACCAAGUCAGGCGACUGAGCCCAUUGUCUAUGGAGUAUGUCAGUAUGUACUGUCUGCAGGCUGAAGAGGAGACAAAUAAUACAAUUAGUCAACUGGGUUAAAGCAUUCAACAAAUGAAAUCCAGAGUCUUAGAAGCAUGCAGAAAGGAGCUCGUUAUUCGUGGAGGAGGUAGAUAACAAUGGAGAAUGAAGUUGUAUGGUUGAGUCUAGAGCUCAGGGUGAGAUGUAGACAGGAAACACAGACUACAAGUUGAUAAGGGCUAUGGGAACUUUCUUAUAAAAGUUAUUUUCCUGGGCCAGGGAUUUAGCUCAGUGGUUCCACCGCCGCCUCACAAGCACAAGGUUCCAAGUUCAAUCACCGGUACCAAAAAAAAAAAAGUUUUUUUUCCUAUACCAGUAGCUGGUGCAUCCCAGAAGUCGGAUUCACCCGAAUGAACUGGGAGAUUUCCAGUGCUUCAGCACUACAGGGUAGAUGACCUCUUUUAGCUUUGGUCCCAUUGGAGCACCAUGUAAGCCAGCAAGACAUCACCCAUGAGCUCAUCUCAGAUCUGUGGAAGAGGAGGCAAAUCGAACAGAAAGAAGACACCUCUGUGGCUUAUUAUCAGCACAGUUAUGGCAGAGACUGGGAAAGUGUGCCUCAGUUGGACACUUAGGAAAUAUGCCCAAUGAUAGCAAGCUUUGUGUGCACAAGCACCAGAAUUAUUGGUAGCACAUAAUAACUAGCCCAUGAACAAAGCCCACCUGGGCAAGGGCAGCAUUGGAAUUUGUCAAAGCCUUAUGGGAAAAGGGUCAUAUUGCUCCCCUUUGGGACUCUUGGCAGUGGGGGGGGGGGCAUACAAGAAUGCUAUCAUGCUUUUAAAUCUCAAAAUUGUCCAUCUGGGCACCCUAACUCUAACAUAGAUCAAGGACUCAGGUGCAGUGGUAGCAAACAGGAGAAACUGAUCCUGGCCAGGAAAGGAAUGAAUUGAAAGGAAGGUGAUUAAAUCUUAGAACCAAUGGGAAAGCUGGAGAGCAAGGCUCAGAAGAUAGGGGGGUACCAAGGCAAUGUCUGCUAUUCUUGGUAAAACCUUUUUUGUGUGUUUUUUUGGCACUGGAGAUCGAACUCAGGUCCUUACGCUUGCGGGGCAGGCGGCAGAACCACUGAGCUAAACCCCCGGGGUUGGUAAAACCUUUUUAUUGUGUUUUUUUAACACAAGAAGAUGAAUAGUUCCUAUUUCUGAAAAGAAAAAGGAGUCAAGCUGCAUUUUCUUUGUCUUUAAACCUUUAGUCUGUAGGUCAACAUUGCUCAAAUGCUUUGUUCUCAUCCUGACAGUGUUACUAAGGGAGGCACAACCCUUCUUUCCCAUGUCUAAUCCUAGCAGACACAUUUGUGCACCCCUGCUCAUUCCCUACAUGUAGAAAAGCUGCCCAUUAGUUGCCUCUAAAAGUGUCUUAAGAAAUUGGACAAUAUGUUAAAAAUGUGAAAACAAAAGGUGAAUCUCUUUAAAAAAGACUUAACUUGAAGGUGGGAAAAAAAGAUUUGUAUUAUCAUACUGAAUAAAGAGACAUCUUAGUAGUCUGAAGGCCAAGCUAUGUAGGAGAAUGAGAAAUUUGUCAAAUCCCACUUUGGGGAUGUGAAGAGUUAAGAGCUAGGGGAGCUUUAUACAGAACUUCCAAAGAUGCCUGUCUUCGGCAGUAAUUUCCCAUGACCUUUAGCAGCAAUCUUUGUUUCUCUAAAAUGGGGCUGUGGUUUCAGAUCUGCCUCUCAAAGAUGCUGGCAGGAAUAACUUACAACUAGUGGGGGAAAUUAACUUGCUUUGAAAAAAAUGAAAGUGCUAAAAUAAGAACAGCUUUGCCUUCGAGUCUGCUUUUGUUAUUCUUACAAGAACAUAGUUCAUAAUAUAUAGAAUCCUUUUCUUUACAUGGGGAUUGGGACAGGAUUUUAUUUUGUCACACGCAGGGAGGCAUUGUAUGUGUUUGGAGCUGAUUUUCCCUAGCCUGGUGAUAGGUACCUACCCCUGUGACUGAGAGGGGGGCUGCUGCUCUGAGCUGUCACUUGUCACUCCCCCUCUAGACAGCUUCCUGGUUAUUGGCCAGAAGCUGUUCUCUGCACUGGGGUCCACCUGCUAGGAAAAUAUCAUCAGAAUCACAGGCUCCUGUGUUCAUUUGUUGAUUCACUCCACAGUUUCGAGCAGCUGUAUUCUGUGAUUUUUCUGUAUGCUGAGAACACAGAGUCAACCAAAUCCUGGUCCCUGUCCUCAGAGAAAUUUUAGUUAAAAACCAAGGUUAUAUGAAAUUUCUCAAGAUCGAGGGCUGAUCUUUUGUCUGUUGCCAAACUUCGCAUGUGUUUUAAAAUAUGUUUUAUUGAAUUAAAAUUGAAUAGUCAAAGGCAGUCUUCCUGGGAAUCAGGACAAAAAAAGAUUAAGAGACUAGUUUGAUAGUCUAAGAAAGACAAUUCCUUUCUCUGCAAAUGUAGAAAUCCACCUGUGCUCUUCCAUAUGCUACUGAGUGUUUUCUUCAGUCAGGAAUUCUUUAAAAAGUUUUUCUAUUUAAAUUUAGGAGGUCUCAUCUUUACAGAUGUGCUCUAUACAGUAUGAUCUCUUAUUCCAUUUUACUGCUUUGUCUAUCUUUCGCUCUCUUUCCUAAACUGCCUUCCCAGUUUUCUGCAGCAUUUGCUUUAGCUAGUGAAACAAGAAGAUAGGGGAAGUUAGGCAGAUAGGACGCAGGUCCUGAAGAGUUAACAGGAAGUAAACUAAAAGUCAGGCUUUGGCAAGUUAAUGUACCAGAGGGUCCAAAUAAUUAACAUGGGCAAACUGACUGUCAGGCCCUAAUGGAAUGCAAAGGACAAAGAGCAGGUCCCUAAACAAAUGGAGAGGCGUUGGAGGAAGUGAAAUGCAAACGAAGCGGCUUGCUUUCUGGAAAUCAAAGGCCUACCUGCAACCACGAACAUCCCUGGUCCCAGAAACUCUAUAAAAGACCAACGGACUUCAACAUCUACAUUGUCCACUUUACGGAACCCCUCCUCAACUAGUGGGGAGCUAUUCCUUUUAUUCUUUCCAAUAAACAUCCAUUUGUCCAUUCCCCCACCACUUGCUACUUGCUGUUUUAUCAGCUUCAAUCUUCAUUACCCCAAAACAGGACCCUAGAGCUAGAAGGCUCUGGUUAAACUAGGAGAAGGAAGCACAGACGCUUUCUGCACCUCCAUAAACUUCUUAUAAGAGGUUCAAAAUUCAAGUUCCAUGAGCUGUUACCAGGCCUCCUCCCAGAGUGCUUGUAGUAUCUGUCCCUGUGUUUGCAGGACCCCGUCUCAGUGCUCCUCUCUGACUCCUAGGAACUCCUUCAGUUAAAUGCUUGAUAUUUCCCCACAUGGAGGGAAUAACACACAGUGCAAAAAUAGAAAAUAUUUCAGUAUGGCUACAGCAGGUGUGGGACCAAGUUACCAUGAAGGCUUCAUAUGCCAUGUCAAGGUAUUUGGAUUUUAUUCUGGAUGUAAUUGGGAAUCAUCAGAGGUCUCAAAGCAAGAAACUCAUGUGAUUUGAUUACAUGUGUUUUAAGAAGAACAGAAAAAAUGUGGAGAGUAGAUUGAGUUGGAAGCAGGGAGACUAUUUAGGAGGCUCUUCCAAGGCCCACAUGGUAAUGAAGACUUCAGUAAAGUGAUGGUGAAGGGCUUUAGAACCAGUCAGCCUGGGUUCGAGCCUAACUUACACCAGUUGGGCAGGGUACAUACACCCUCUGAGCAUCAGUUGCUUAAUCUAUAAAAUGAGUGUGAUAACAAUGCCUACUUUGUAGGGUUUUUGAGAGAAGUCAUUCUCUGAGAAGUGUUUAGUGCAAUCCCUGACACAUAGUCAGUGCUUUCAACUAUUGUCUAGUAGGAGGGAGUAGAAUCCUCCUUUAAGGGAGUGACAGUGGGAACAGACAAGGACCAAGUUUGAGAAAUAUUUAGACUUAGUGAUCAACUCAAUGUGGCCAGGGACAGAGAGGAAAUCAUAAAGGCUGGGGUUUCUAUGUGGGGCAGUAGGGUAAGUGAUAUACGGGCAAAAGAGCUAGGGAUAGAGAGAGGAUGGGUUUACAGGCAAGAGUUGGGGCAAGAAAAGAAGAGAUGUGAUGAGGUUUACAGAGGUAAUAUGAAGUAUUUGUUAAAUAUAUAGAUAGGGCCUAAGACAGUUGAGGAUCUGAGAUAGAAUUGGGAGUUAGAAUCAUGGGACUGAGUAAUAUUUCUUACAUUAAAUGCCCAACUCAGAACAACAAAGAGGUUGAAAAUUUGAAAUUUAUUUAUCUGGCAUUCAAAGUUAUAGUUUUAUAUUCUUAUAAGCCUGUAUAGAUUCCAAUUUAAGAAGUACUAGAUUUUUGGCAUCGGAUAAGUAAGUAGUGGAAUAGAAAAACAAAAAUAAUUUGAAAAGAAAAGAAAACCUAAGAGGUAGGAUCCUAACUCAAGAUACUAACUUAGUUCCAGGGCAGAUCUCUUGGGAAUGGGAGCCAGAGGGAAGGUGUCCCCAGUCCAAAUGGAGAACUGAUCAUCCUUGCCCCCACCCCAAUUAGCACUCAUCUCUGAAGCGCCUGAUCUGUAGGGUAGGAGUGGUGGUCUCAUGAGAAGUACUUUUGAAGGUUCAGAUUUGGAUCAGCCACGUGUGAAGGAUGUAGGAAACAAUACCCACCCUUUAGGAGAAGGAGCUGUUAUCAGGGCCCUAGAAAGCAGGCUAGAGUUCAGGACCAGGCUUUGGUCCCAUGGGAGCAACUGGAUUGGAAAUCAGAACACCAUUGUAGAAGCACAGAUUCAUAUAAGGUCAAUAAUGCUGAGGGAAAGAGAUGCUGCUCAGUGGGCACAGGGAACCCAGUCUCUCACCUGGGAUUCAGGGUUAGGGUCAGAAGAGCAAUGCUAGAUCCCAUCCUCCUGUGCGAAUGGGGGUCCUGGUAAGCUUGGUCAGGGCAGACUUGGGAAAUGGGUGGUUUUCAUCUUAAACUUUGAAACCUAUAGAGCUGAGACAGUGAUUCACAUUUUUAGCUUUAAAUCUUCACUCUGGUCUCAAAGAUCCAAUCAGCUGAUACUUACUUGGAAUUCCUCACCCUACCCUCUCCAGCUCUCCAGGUCUCUCCUUUGUGUAGAGUCCUGUUGCACCUGCACGUGUGUUCUUGCCUGUGCAUGUACACACAGACACUCACACAGGGUUACUCUCCAUUUUGGCCUUUUAGGAGGUUCACAAGCAGUGUGCAUGGUGAGCACACUCAGACACCGCCACUGUUGAGCCCCCAUUGUAAACUCUAGAAUCCUGCGCAGCUUCUGCCCAUUCUGCCCUGCUCAGACUCAGCAUCUCACACCUGGAUAUCUGUGCUUGCCUAGGCCUGGGUUCCCAGCUUCACUGAAGUUGACAGACUGUUCUGUUUAGCUGUAGCAAAAGCAGCAGCGGCAGCUGCAUUUAUUGAGCCCUUAGUAUGUAUCAAGUAUUGUCCUAAGCAUUUAGAAUAAAAUGUCGUUUAACCCUCAAACAGCUCCAACUCCAUAAGGCAGGUACUGUUAUUCUGUUUUUACUCAUGAGGAAACUGAGUUGAGUAAUUUGCCUGAGGUCAUGUAGCUAGGAAGAGGUAGAGCCUAGGUUCAAAUUUAAAUCUUCAAUAUCUGUCUGUAACUGUCAUGCUUUAUAAAAGCAAACUUUUGGGCCGGGGAUGUAGCUCAGUGGUUCUGGCGCCCGCCUCGCAAGCGGAAGGACCUGAGUUCGAUCCCCGGUACCAAAAAAAAAAAGCAAACUUUUCUGAGAAUGUGUUUCUUAUCCUUUAGAGCAUGAGCUUAUGUCAUGGAAGACGCUAAGACUUGACGAGCCUCUGUUAAUAAUCAAUGAAGAGAGUCCAAUAGUUUGCUUGCUCAAAUGACUAAUCUCUUUAACAGAGAACCUACCUGGGGAGGAGGCUAAUACUAUUAAUCAUCUAAUGAACAAAACCUGAAACUUAACUCUCUCAAAAAAAUAAAUAAAUAAAUAAAUAAUAAAUAAGAUUUUAAAAUUGCACAACACUUUUGUGUAGCACCUGUCUCACUUGAUUUUAGGUUUUAUUUAUCCUAGGAAGUAUAGGUACUGUAAUUUCCCUAGUAGAACUUCUUUUGUGAGUAGAGAAAAAGGACAGUGUGGUCAAGUACACAGUGUGUCCUGGCUACAAUGAUUUGCUAUCCAAGCUCAACCUGCUAAUUGAGGUUAUCUCACCUCUCUGGUCCAUUUUUUUUAUCACCUGAAAAAUUCAGGUGUGAAUAAGGACUUGAAGAAUUACAAGUUAGAAGUUAGUGUAAAUAAAUGAACGCAAUAGAAUCUAAGGUGAAACUAUAAAAAAAUUUGUUUCCUAAUCCAGCUGUGUGAGUCAGGGAGCACAAAAUCACCCACAAAAACAUUUGGAGUGGUGAGGAGAAGCAUAGGAAUAGAGCUUCCAGAUGGAACUAUCUGCCCUGUGAUGGAGUUAAUCAACAUAGUGUAGCUAUAAUCAAGACCUGGUAGUGGUGGACCGUCACUGGGAUUCAGGAGCUUCUGGAUGGGAAGGAGGGGAAGGCAGGAAAGGCAAGGGAAGGUAAGUAUUUGAGAUCUGCUCUUUACCUGUCACAGGGUCCCCUUAUUGAGUCAACUCUGACAGCAGCUAAUGAGACACUGUUUAUUAAUGACCCUUGGAAUAGUAAUUAUAAUGCUCAUUUUAUUGGUGAGGAAAAUGAGUCUCAGACUGCUUCAUAGACUUCAUUAAGACUCCACCACUAGUAUAUUGCCAGAUGAUAUUCAAAUCCCUGCCUAUUUGGUGCCAAUGCUAUUUUACUAUACUGUGCUAUCUAUGACUCAUUUAACUAGUUUCCUCUGCAGAGUUCUAGAAAUUCUCAUAUUAAUAGUAAUCACUUGCUCAUUCAUUCCUUUAUUUAUGCAUAGGUAGCUAUUAAGCGGUACAUGGAAGGUUUAAAACAUUUUGAGAUUUGAAACAUCUCAAAUACUCUGAUGUGUUCACUUCCAAAUUCCACAGAACUCUGAAACCUUUUUCUCCUAACAGAAAUUAGAAAUUAGGUUUUCAUUUUGCUUUUCAUUGAAGAGACACUGACUGAAAAUUAGAAGGCAAGAGGAGUAUGAUGUCUUGCCUGUGUCUAGGGAGCUUGAGUAAAGAGGCAUAUUCCUAAGUAAAUGUGUUGGAGCUGCAAGAGUGAGUUUGCUUUGUAGGAUGUUAUUGUGCACAUAGGACAGGGGACAUCUAGUGGGAAGCAAUUCUGUCUUGCAUGUCCCAAGUUCUAGGGUGACCCUGUCACCCUGAUCUACCUGAAGCUGGCUUGGUAGCCUCCUGCAUUCAAUUCAAAACUUUUUUUUUUAUGUUUUCAUAACCUUUUUUUCUGCCUGUCAUCACAAUUCUACUUCUGCUUCUAACAGAAGUUUCUAAAGUAGAAAGUCUUGACUCUCCUAUUCAACUAAGGAAGUAUGUUCUCAUUGCUUGGAAUUUCUAGAUCCAAUCAUUGAGUUCAUAUAGACCAUUGGUCCCUCACACAUACCCCUGAUCUUUCAUUCACUGAAAUUUUUCCUUUCGUUUUUGGUCACCAAGCCUCAGGUUGGAUCUUUGCACCACUUAAACUUCUCAUCUGCUUUUGAGAUCCUUUUUUUUCUUUUCUAUUACCCUUCAAAGCUUUUGAACUCAGUCUUCUGCUUUUGAUCUGAAAUCCCUGAUUUCUCUCAGACUUCAUUUCUCUUUUAUCUCUGUCCUCUUUACUUGGUCACCAGCUGGAAGGGAAGUCACUUCUAGAAGUCAUACUUCUUUGUUUCAUUGUCAUUAUUCAUCAAAUUUUUGUUGAGUACCCACGGGCUUUAUAAACCAGAGCAGCAAGAUAAGACGUACUUCUUGUAUGAAAAAUAAAUAAACACAGGCAAAAUUAUUACAGUAAAUGUCUACAAGAGGACACUAGAGGUAGUGAUGGGCGAGAGGAGGAAAUGAUGGACUGAUUGGUUAUAGCAGGCUUUAUGAGAAGGACCCUUUCAACUGGGUUUUGAAAGGUAAAAAAGUUUCCAAGGGGAAAAGUGAGGAAAAGCAUUACAGAAACAGGAAACAGCAUGUGCAAAUCCUGGAGGUGUGCAAUAAUAAUAAUAACUUGGGGAAACUGAUGCUAUUUGAUGCUAUUUAAUAUUUUUGGAGCUUGGGCUCAAAUAGAGGUGUUUCAAAGAGGUGGGAUGAAGGCAUAAGGGGAACUAAAUGAUGGAGCACUUCAGAUGCCUUGCCAAGAAUUUGGGUCUUAUCCUGAGAGGCAUGCAGGAUGAGUGAAGAGUUUUAAGAAAGAGAGCCAGAACAGUGAGAUUUAGAAAGAUUAUCUGAACUAUAGCAAGGAGAAUGUACUGUAUGCUGAUGGACUGAGUGUGAGGAGAUCAGACAAAGGAGUAUUGUAAUAUAAGUAAGAAAGAAAGAGGACCUAAACAAAAGCCAUAGGAGUGGAGUUAAGGAGGAGAGAAGAAAAUAUUAAAGAGAUCAAUUUGACUUUACUUAAUAACUAGUUAAAUACAGGGGUCAGUGUAGGUUUCUGGACAAGGCAGCCAAAUGGAUAUUGAUGCCAUUAGUUAUAAUGCCAUUAGUUAUGAUGAACAGGUCAAGGAAGUGAGGAGGAAAGGUGUGACCACGUGGUGGGAGAUGAGGUUCAGGAUGCAGAUACUGCUUGGACAUGUUUCUUUUGUCUUGCAGCCAUGGUUGAAGCCCUUCAGGUCACAGUGCCUGACAAGAAGAAAGUGGCUAUGCUCUUCCAGCCCACUGUACUUCGCUGCCACUUCUCCACAUCCUCACAUCAGCCUGCGGUCGUGCAGUGGAAGUUCAAGUCCUACUGCCAGGACCGCAUGGGGGAGUCCCUGGGCAUGUCCUCCACCCGAAUCCAAUCUCUCAGCAAGAGAAACCUGGAGUGGGACCCAUACUUGGAUUGUUUAGACAGCAGGAGGACCGUUCGGGUAGUGGCUUCAAAACAGGGCUCCACCGUUACCCUGGGAGAUUUCUACAGGGGCAGAGAGAUCACGAUUGUUCAAGAUGCAGAUCUUCAAAUUGGAAAACUCAUGUGGGGAGACAGUGGACUCUAUUUCUGCAUCAUCACCACCCCUGAUGACCUGGAAGGCAAAAACGAGGACUCGGUGGAACUGCUGGUGUUGGGCAGGACAGGGCUGCUUGCUGAUCUCUUGCCCAGUUUUGCUGUGGAGAUUAUGCCAGAGUGGGUGUUUGUCGGCCUGGUGCUCCUGGGAGUCUUCCUCUUCUUCGUCCUUGUGGGGAUCUGCUGGUGCCAGUGUUGCCCUCACAGCUGCUGCUGCUACGUCCGUUGCCCAUGCUGCCCAGACUCCUGUUGCUGCCCGCAGGCCUUGUAUGAAGCAGGGAAGGCAGCCAAGGCCGGGUACCCUCCCUCUGUCUCCGGUGUCCCUGGCCCUUACUCCAUCCCCUCUGUCCCUUUGGGAGGAGCCCCCUCAUCUGGCAUGCUGAUGGACAAGCCACAUCCACCUCCCUUGGCACCAAGUGACUCCACUGGAGGAAGCCACAGUGUUCGCAAAGGCUACCGGAUCCAAGCUGACAAAGAGAGAGACUCCAUGAAGGUCCUGUACUAUGUCGAGAAGGAGCUGGCUCAGUUUGAUCCGGCCAGAAGGAUGAGAGGCAGAUAUAACAACCCCAUCUCGGAACUCAGCUCCCUGCAUGAGGAGGACAGCAAUUUCUGCCAGUCGUACCAUCAGAUGCGAAGCAAGCCAUUCCCUGUGUCUGGGGACUUGGAGAGCAAUCCUGACUACUGGUCAGGUGUUAUGGGAGGCAGCAGCGGGACGAGCCGCGGUCCCUCAGCCGUGGAAUAUAACAAAGAGGACCGGGAAAGCUUCCGGCACAGCCAGCAGCGCUGCAAGUCGGAGAUGCUGUCCAGGAAGAGCUUCGCCGGGGGCGUGCCGGCAGUAUCCAUGGACGAGCUGGCGGCCUUCGCGGACUCCUACGGGCCGCGUCCCCGCCGCGCCGACGGCAGCAGCCUGGAGCCCCGGGCCGGGAGCCGCUUCGAGCGCGCGGAGUCGCGCGCGCACGGGGGCUUCUACGCGGACGGCGCGCUCGAGUUCUUCGCGCCCGGGGACGCGCGCGCGCCGCUGCCGCGCCUGGUGAGCCGCACCCCGAGCAACGCGCCGGAGCCGGGCCUCGCCUUCCAGGGCGGUAGCCUGGAGACACCGGCCAAGCGCGGCGCGCGGCUCGGCCCGCGCAGCGCCUCCUACUACGCCUGGUCGCCGCCCGCGCCCGACGAGGAGGACGUGCCCGACGACGCGCUGCCGCCCUACAGCGAGCGCGAGCUCAGCCGCGGCCCGUCCUACCGCGCGCGUGACCCGCCCUACUGCAGCAACUCUGAGAGGCGCAGGAAGAAGGAUCCCGCCAAGAAGACGAAUGACUUUCCAACCAGGAUGUCCCUUGUGGUCUGAUGUUUUUGAGAAAUCUCUCCGGAUAAUCAGAAAUCAGAUGCAGACUGCAGGGACAAGACACAAACCCAAGAGCCAGCAGGCCAGGACUUUCUUUGGCCACCACCUUGGAAGAUUUGCUGAUCUCUUCUUUGGCAAGGGAUAGAAGGCCGCCUCGAAGGGAGGCUGAUUACAAACCUCAUUGCUCAUUUAACUAGUUUGAGAAACUUACCACAAAAAUGACAUGUGAGAACGUCCCGCCCACAGUUUAUGCUGUCCAGCCUCCUUCCUUAGCAGAACUGAGGUUUUGCUUCCAGUCCUGAAAGAGUUAACUCUGGACCACUAAUCCCUGGAAAUCGUCUAUGCCUACAGUAUGUCUGUGCGAUGCUUAGAGACAGAAGAAUUCAUUUCUUCGAUUAGAUGAAGGCCUGCUGCUGACAGGGGAAGAGCACUUCAAGGCAGCAUACACCUUUUAUCCCCAUCACUUCCCGGUCUCUAGUCAGUGAGUGUUGUUACACUAAAGUCAGAAAGCCUUUGGUGCAUUCAGUGAUAGCGACCUUCUGGACAAUCACAGAAAAGACUUCAGUCUGCUGUUCUGAAUUGCAGCUCUUGAGUGGCUGGGACAAAACGAGAAUAUACCAUUUUGAGAAGCGGUCUAAACAGUAUUCCUUUUCUGUUCUGAGGAUGUAAACUGCUUUUCCCUUCCUGCAAUACAUGUCAACAUCUGAGUCUUGAACCGUAAGGGCUCUUUUUUUCCUUUCCUCUCCUCUCCGGGACUUCCUCCUGGUUGGUGCCAUGCACAGAGCCCACCUCCAUCUGCACUCUGAUUAGUUUGUCAUCAGGUGCCUUUUGAUAAAUGCUUAAAAUACAACACAUGAAAGAGAAGUGAUUAAAAGAGAAGAGAACGCAGUAAUGCAAGAUAGAAAAGAAUGACAGUAAUGUAAGAGGAAAAUACUAUAUGGUUCCAUUAUAUUUGAAAUGUGGGUCAUUUUCCCUACAAAUGCCACUCAGUCUUUUCUGAUUUUGUACCUCGUUGACCAUAAAUUGUCUGCCAUCCUGGUUCUGCCAUUGCAGGACACUAGAGAUGAGAAGCCUGCAUCUCUUGGCCUUGCUGGAAGGCUUUGGGGAGACAAAAAGGAUAUUGCUUUCUUGGAAGGAGUACUUCCUAUUCCUACCCUUGCCUAAAUGGUAGGUUCUGCCUGUGUCCCAAAGAUAGACCUCUCUGGGUUUUGUAAUUUGUGUGGAUUACAAAAAUGGCCAUGAACUCUUCCCUCCUCAUUAAGAGGUGCAGUUUUUCCCUCACCUUUUGAACCAGGAGACAUCCGUGUGAUUUGAUGUAGCCAAAUGGCCCAAUAGCAAAUGUGGCACAAACAGAGACUUGAAAAGUUCUUGUGCAUGGGGUUUGUCCUCUCUUGCUGCUCUUGGGAACCUUGCAGCCACCACCUGAUGAAUGAGUCUGAACUAUCCUGCUGCAUGAUGAGAGAAAAGGGCCUUGUUACCCCUGUCACCCUGUCUGACAGUUUGUCAACCCACAGCUGAUUGUAGACAUGUGAGAGUCCAGCCAAGAUCAACAGAAAAACUGCCUAGCUGAGCCCAGCCCAAACUGCUGAUUCCUACUCGAGGCAUGGAUGCCAGUGUUCUCUUCUUGUCAGAAUGUUCAGCCCUGAAUCUCUUACUCCAUCCAGCCUUAGGCGUCUUCCAGCCUCCACUUUCUCUGACAGACUUUUUAUUUGAUCUUUUUACCCUACACUAUUAUGAUGGGACACAUUGUUGGGUGUGGGACACCCUCCCCCUCACUGGACGGGAAGGAUGAACUUGGUAUCCCCUAACCCAGCAAGGGUCCGUUCCCUAUCUUUGGAUCCAUGGACAAACUGAAUGUUGAUUAGCAUCUCCCAGGUCUUCUCCAGAGCCAUCGGUCCAGACCUCCAAACUUACCACUCCAUUAGCAUCCAUUGUACUUCUUGGUGUUUCCAAAAAGUCCUAUGUGUGCUGGGUCACAAAGUAGUGGCUGGGUGAGGGUCAGAGGGAAGAGCUGGUAUAGUUGCUCGGAGAAUUGGCCUACAAAAGGCCUUCAUAAUUGCUUUGGCCUGUCCUCCAGGAACCAGAAGUACAGUUCAGCCCAGUGCUGGCACUUCCAAGGGCUGGAAGACACAAGCCAUAACCCUGGUGCUGAGUUUUAGACAUGCUGGUGUCCCUGUCCUCAAAGAGUUGGUCUAUUUGGGCCCCAAUUCACAUGGAAAAUAGGAUAGACUCAUAAUUUCUUAGUCACCAGCUUUGGGUUUCAACUUGCUCAGGCAAUUUUGGAGACUAUUGGUUAGCUGCAGUAGCUAUCAUUGCUUUAUACUGAGCACUGUGUCCGGUUUCUCACCACCAAAGAGCCCCGUAGCACCAGCUGCAGAGACCAAAUAUAUUGCUUUUUAAAGUCGGGGGCAUGUAUCAUUUUGGUGAAGGUUGAGAACAAUGGGAAGAAUUGUUAAUAUUGGAAACUUGUAAUUCCUAAGACUGUGAGAGUGUAGACAGACAAUAAACAAAACAAAACAAAAACACAGAGAAGGUGGUAAGCUAUUAAAAUAACCUGGGGUGGGACCACCUUGUUUUCUGUAAGGCUGGAUGAAUCAGACUUCCAUUGCUUUAGUAGAUAGAAAAAGCAGUUUUUUCUGGGUGUGUGGACAGGAUAUAAGACUGCAGAGACAAGGCAAAACUGACUAUCCUCAACACCCUGGCUUUUUUCUACACAUCACUUUGCUCCUUCUUCCCCAAGUAGUGUGUCCUACUUAGGAAGAGCCUAUUCCGCCUAACUUCCUUUGUAGGUUUUAUUGGGGUAUAAAAUAAGUCUUGUGUAAGUCAUGGUCUCUGUCCAUUGGGAUCCUGGGGAAGUAAGACAUGCCCAAGAAAGAACUAGCAGAUUCUUACACAUAUGAUAGGAAAUCGUGCUAUGGAUCAAUUACAAUAUACCCAGAGAUUUAAAGAUUUUUAAAUUUAAAUGGGAAUAUUUUAAUAUUUAAGUGUUGCAUGUUUGUCCAUCCAUCUCACUUAAAGAUGUGAUCAGUUAUCUGAGAAACCAAUCUACAGAAGUCCCAGCUGAAAAGAGGUGAAUCAGGUUGGGGAAGGGUGAGUGGCAGGGGGCCUGGAGGGAUAAUGAGGAACUGCUGUUUGCCUGUGAGUCACAGCUGAGUCAGGGGCGAGCUGGAGGAGGGAGUGUGGAAGCAGGUGGUAGGAGCUGUCCCUUGGUGGUGAACUGCUUUUCUAGGCCAUGCAUAGAGUCAUUAGGAAGCUGGGGACAAUCACCAUGGGCCUGGCAGUGGUGUCUGCUCCCCAGGCCCCAGCAGGCUCCCAGAACUGAGCACAUGUAGGUGCUCAGUUCUGCAGUUAGGGGUGCUGCUGCCCACCUCCGUUAAUGCAGGCAGCUUUCACAGAGGUGUUGGGGCUCAUGUUUCCCUUCUCACGGUCCUCCCUCUGCACCUGGCACGGGAUGGGUGCCUAGGAUGGGAAGGGCUGCCACCCAAACCCGAAGCACAGAGCCACUUUUGUAUAUAUUCUAAUAGUCCGAAUACUCCAUACAAUACUCCAUGUUUUUUUCUUAGGCAGCCUUUGAGAGAGACUGAAGUAGCAUUGUAAUUCACCCCUGUGCUUUUUAAAUGGAGAAACCAUCAUUCCCGUUAGUAAAGUCAUAUAUUAGAUCUUUAGACUCCCAGAUUACAGCUCUUGCUGAAUCAGUGUUUCCCCAGAUAGCCUAGCCAUAAGAAUUAUUUGACUCCUAUUGUUAAAAAAAGAAGAACUAUUGAUAAUUGGGAGGCUGAAGUAGGAGGACCGAAAGUUUGAGGCCAGCGUGGUCAACUUAUUGAGACCCUGUCUCCAAAAACAAAAAGAGCUGGAGAUGUUGAUCAGCGGUGGAGCAUUUGCCUAGUGUGUAUGAGGCCCUGGGUUCAAUCCUCAGUACAGUGUCACCAAAAAGAAAUAAAAUAUGUAGUGUCAUUGAGCUCUGCCUUGAGCAGGUGUGGAGACAAGAUCUGUGUUUUGAACCUGAAUUUUAGGAGAGUCCUGUGGUCAGAUGCAUUUGGAAAGAGUCACACAGCUGACUCUUUCUUCGGCUGUGGAAUCUUCAGAUGUCCUGGAGAGUUCCCUCCCACUGCCUGAGGCUGGCAACAGUGUUUUCCCCAGCAGUUUGGCCUUGACCCUGGGAACUGGCAGACCAGAGCCAGUAGAGGGAAAACUUGAAGCAGAGAGGAAGGAGUUGGGAGCCUGCCACAGGAGCCUGCACUAGAUGUUUCCAUUUCCAGAACAGUGAUCUGCUAUGACAAUCUCAGAUCAAACAACAAGAAUUACAGGUAAUUGUCUCAUUCCCUUGAUGCCAUUCUGAGCAAAACUUAGAUCAUGAAUAAAAAGAAAGGAGGUCAUUGGGGAAAUGGCAAAUGUAAAUCCUUUUUUAAAGCAUAUAAAUUAUCAGCCUUGGGAGUCAACACUCUUAGACCCAAAGUGACAUGGGAAAGAAUAAUAAAAUCUAUAUUAUAACUCCUUCCAAGAUCACAUUUAAACGCUAUCAGAAUCUUACAGACAUUUGAGUUAUAGGAUGUAGAAAUCCAAAUUCACUAAAAUAGUGGCCCAGGUACUUAAGGUCCUAGAAGUGCCUAGUCUUUUCCUACAGCGAUCCUUCCUACCCCCUAGUCACCUGAGAAACUGGUCAAUGAAGCUCAAAGCCUUGAAGAUCAGAAUGGAGAAAAGAUACUGCUGAGCUGCUUUAAGUAGCAGCCUGAGCUUCAGCACUGCCUGACAGUGAUGGGGUCAGUACUAAUGAUGUUUGUAGGGUUUCUAUGACGUGUUACUGUUUGCCACCUUCACAUGCAUUAUAUCAUUUGACGCUCACAUCAAGGCCUGUGAUCAAAUCAUACAGAAUGUAAAACUGAGGUUGGAAAAGCUCAGUGGUUUCCCUAUGGUUAAGUGGCUUUUAAAAUCAAUAGAGCCAGGCUUUCUCGACUGUUCAGGGUUCUUUGCAAUUCCUACAAAAUCUGAGGGCUGGAAGUCUGGAUUAUUCUCUUACAGUGCAAUGUGUGGUAAGAAGACUCCUGAAUUCAGCUCUAGUUCACAGAUCAUCACUUGGGUGAAGCAACAAAGACACAUACCAUAGCUGCUUUGUCCAAUUAAGCGCCUUUCCUCAAAGGCCAUCUUCCAGGAGCUUCCAUGUGCAGUAGCCAUGCUGUGAGGGGCUUUGAGAAAUAUGUACUUUGGCACUAGGAAUCCUUGAAGGCAACUUUCUGAGCCAAACUACAGAUUCAUCUGGACCCAGAAUUCUGGCAUUGGAUCAGGAGCUGCUUGGGAAGAAAAUACCUUAUCAUCUUCAUUACAUUUCAAGGCUUUAGGUAGAACUCAGAAGGGCCAGAUCUAGAGGGAGGCAAGAAAGGCAGGGACGAGAAAAUUUGGAGUUUAACUAAAAUUUUGGUAGUUUCUUAGUGGGGCUAGGUGGAUAUGACGCGAAUGUGGUCUGACCCAUUUUUUCUGGGAAAGCUGACAAACUGCUUCUUUCUUACCUUGGCUAUAAAAAAAGCCAUUUUAUUUACAAAAAUGUUAGACACUACCCCAUGAGAAAUUUCCUUGUGUGAGUAAAGAACAAGAGAAUAGAAGAAGCAAUGGGACUAAGAGGGGCAGAAGUUGGCUUCGUGAGAAUCACCUGCCCAGUUUGUUUUGUGCCUUGUCUGUGACAUCAAAACUGAAAUGUUUAUAUCACUGUCUCCCAUGAAUUUUUUUUCCUAUGUCAGACAUACAAAGUGAAUUUGGUUGUGAUGUUUUAAACUAAAUAAAAGCAUUUUCAUCUA
Molecule: messenger RNA, 16222 nt
Organism: Heterocephalus glaber (naked mole-rat)
Lineage: Eukaryota; Metazoa; Chordata; Mammalia; Rodentia; Bathyergidae
Source: RefSeq, a predicted model, not a curated record